CCUCGUUGCUCUUCAGAGACCCCAGUUGCAGCCACCUCGUUUGGCAACCACGCUAGUAGUCACUUGUCAACCGAUGCGGAGUGCGCACGUGUUAACCCGGCUUUAAAACGCGGCACAAAUUUAUACCGUGAAAAGAUAAAAAUAUAUAAAAGAGACUAUUUAAAAAUUGUGAAGAAAAAUUUUCCUUAGUUGUCGUUGCUGUUAAUUAUGGAUUUUUUAUGGACGAACUUUGAGGAAUUUAGUGUUGAAAAUAAAUCAUAAAAAUUUAAAUAAAGAAGAAAAUGGCAACGAUUUGUUUUGGACCUCCUCCACUUCCUCCAAAUAAAAAAUCUUUAAUCAAUAGUAAUGGUUACUCAAGAAAUAGAAAACACAGCCACAGUUUGUUAUCGUCAACUUAUCACAGUUUUCGCGAUCCCGUCGAAGAUGAAAUCAAUAUCGUUCCGACUGAAGAAAUAGAAUUAGUCGAAUUAAAAACUAAAUCAAUAAGGAAAGUGAUGCACGCGAAUUCGAUGAAUAGAGGUUACGACAAACCUGUAUGUUUAGUAAGAAGUGCUUCGGAUGGGAAUUUACAUAAGAAGAAGACGACCCCUUCACCUAUGACACUGAAUAAGUACAUAAAAGUGCUUAGCGGCAGUUGGAAGAAUCUACUUAACUUAGGCGGAAUGUCGCGGCCACCGAAGCCAGCGGCAACCGCAAAAAAGGUGGCCCCACCGGCGGUACCUCAUGAAUUUCGUCAUUCCGGAAGUAGUUUUGGAUCGGCAGGUUACGCAUCUUCGGAGGAUGCAGGAUUUUUAGCUACAUCUGACAACGCAGGUGUACCUUGUAGAGAUGAUCACUCAGAUUAUGGUAGCACAGUAAGCGGAAGUACUGGAAAAUCACCCGGACCACUCUAUACACCACCUACAUUUACAUUUCCUACACAACCAGGCACUAUGUUAACUCAUAAAGCUGCUGUUUAUUAUCAUCAUCAGUUGAGUUUACAAGAAGAUCAAGGGAUUGAUAUGACACAGUCUCCUGGAAGAGAUAGUCCUGGUUCUUCAAGUGGUAGUGCCGGAUCGGGUUCAAGACAUAGUACAGCAAGUUUAGAUAGUGGUAGAGCUUCGUAUCAUCCAUUAAGUACAGCAGGAAGAAGUACAAUUGGUUCUUCAAAUAGUCCAAGAUGUUCCUUAAGUUCAUGUUCGAUAGGCUCCGAACACGGAAGAAUCGAAAGAAUGAUCCAUCAAGGAAUCCCGGAUCAAGAUAUUAUACACACCUUUUUGGUUGAUUUACAACUCGAGGAAUAUUUCCCUUUAUUCGUAACUGCCGGUUAUGAUUUACCGACGAUGGGGCGAAUGACACCGGAAGAUUUAACAGCUAUCGGAAUCAAAAAACCGAAUCAUCGUAAAAAGUUAAAAGCUGAAAUCGCCCAAUUAAAUUUACCGGAUAAUUUACCUGAUUUUAUUCCGGGUUCUUUAGAAGAAUGGUUACAAAUCCUACGAUUGGAAGAGUACCAACCCAAUUUUUUGGAUCAGGGUUAUCAUACGAUAGAAGCAGUUGCCCAAUUAACUUGGGAAGACUUGGAAGAAUUCGGUAUCGUUAAACUUGGCCAUCAAAAGAAAAUUAUUUUGGCGAUUAAACGAAUCAAGGACAUAAAAGCUGGGAAACGGUUCGACAUGAACAGAUCAUACACCCAGCAGGUACGAGACGACGAACCAACCUACUGUGAUGUGGUCGUGCACGCUCCAUUGGGGCCACCGUCCCCGGGCGUCCCCACCGUCCACAGCACGUUUCGUUCCUUCCAUCAACCCUGGGAGAUCGACCAGACCAGACAAUUGGCGGCAUCGGCUACUCACUACAUGCAGCCCGUGUAUUGCACUGACAUUGUUCCCAUCAAGAUUCGAACAGGAAGAGGAAAAUCAUUAGAAUCCCUAGAAGAUCCAACAGAACGAACCCAUCACACUUUUUGUCCAGAAAACACACAAACUUUUUAUUACACCCAGCAAGGAAUGGCUUGGAGACCAAGAUCUUACGACGAUGGUGAUAUAACACCCACAAACGAAUCAGGAUUACUUUACGAAGGGGGUGGAACCCUUCCGAGACCUAGAGGAGUAAUCAGACCACGUCCCAUCGCGAAAAUUCCAGCGAAAGCGCGCGAAUCGUUCCAAGACUUCGAAAAACCUCAAUUCAACCCGGAAAAAUACACAACACCUCAAUACAAAACGCUUCCAAGGGAUUUAAUUGAUACCACUAAAUACCAUCUACAAUACGGGAGCCCCAUGAUGGGUAAAAAAAUGCCGCCAAGUCCGCCAAAAAGACUUGAUUCAUGCGAUGGACAAGAACAAACAACCACGGUUGAAAUUCAUCACGUUCAAACGUCUAGUCCAUUGCCUUUACCUGCUUAUCCAAGUUCGGAUAGUUUGAGUAUAUCUUUGGAUAGUCAAGGUGAUUUACCUUUACCACCACCUCCAGCCCCUGGAACACCACCAGGUGCGCAUCAACCCAAAAUGAAUCCAUCAAGAUCGUGGGGCGCGGAAGAACAGGAAUUAAUUAAUACGUUAGCUUUACAACAUCGGAAUGGCUCGGAUGCUAGUUUUAAGUCAAGCUCGAGUACUGAAUCCGAUUCACUGCCAUUUGCUAACGAAAACGCGGGAACAAUACGAACAAGAGCUGGUGGUAGACAAGUAGAAUUUGCACCGUGCCCUUCAAGAGCAGGUCUUCCACCACACCCCUCACCAACGCCCAACAGACAACAACAGCAACAACAAAGAGCACAAAGAAACGAACCGGUGGACGUUUUAAACGAUAUCGGAAACAUGUUGGCUAAUUUAACGGACGAACUGGAUGCGAUGUUAGAAGAGGAGAAACGAUUAGAACAGUGAGAUCAAUUCAUAAAUAUUAAUUAAGAGUUAAAAUGCUGAAGAAUGAUAAAAGUUGAAUUUGCGGAGAUCUUCAAAGACUGAAAUGUUCUUGAAUGCCCUAUUUUGUUUAUUUAGACGAAGAUUAAAGAAAAGCUUUUUUAAAAAACUUUUGAUUAAAUAUAAGUUUUAUAAUUACUUAGCUCGUGAAUUUGUAAAUAGAAUUUUUUGAUGCGGAUUUUUUUUUAAUUAGUUAGUAUCGCGGAUGAUUUUUAUUGUAAAUAGUAAUUAUUUUAAAUUUUUUAGAGUUUUAUUAUCUAUAAUACAGCUACUUAUUUUUUUUAAUUACAAUCAUGGUUAGGUUAGGUACGGAGAUGUAGUUUCAUUCUUUUUUAAUUAAAAAUAUGCGACAUUUCUUUUUAUUAUUAAAUAAAAAAGGAAACAUGUUCUUUAUCAAACUCUUUAUUUUAUAAUGUAGUUUUCCAUUUAUUUUUUAUUGAGGUACUAAAAUAUUCCAUAUAUUUGAGUUGUCUACUUCACUAAUUUGUAGAGCUUUUAUUUAUUAAUAAAAAGAAACUUAAUUAAUAAAUAUACAUACUGGGUG
Messenger RNA from Onthophagus taurus, 3438 nucleotides. RefSeq names its product CRK like proto-oncogene, adaptor protein (gene ckn). Lineage: Eukaryota; Metazoa; Arthropoda; Insecta; Coleoptera; Scarabaeidae. Gene Ontology annotation, cellular component: focal adhesion; axon. The record is from RefSeq and is a predicted model, not a curated record. Gene Ontology annotation, biological process: cell surface receptor protein tyrosine phosphatase signaling pathway; axonogenesis. Gene Ontology annotation, molecular function: protein phosphatase binding; signaling adaptor activity.